Molecule: messenger RNA, 1647 nt
Organism: Caretta caretta (loggerhead turtle)
Lineage: Eukaryota; Metazoa; Chordata; Testudines; Cheloniidae
Gene: ARL6
Product: ARF like GTPase 6
Molecular function (GO): GTP binding; GTPase activity
Source: RefSeq, a predicted model, not a curated record
GGUCGCGCGCGCUGGCGGCGUGGUCUCCUAGGCAACGGCGCAGGCGGCGGUUGCUGGUUGGGCGGGGCUCCGGUGGGCUCCAGCAGCGCCCCCCCCGCGAGCGGGUGGCGAGGCCUCGGUGCAGGGCGAGGCGCGGUGGACCAGUGGGCUUAAGCAAGGAUAUGGGAUCUGCUUCUAAGACAUUGAUAGUGUCUCUCUCCUUUGUGCCUGGGGCUGUCGCCUUUCACUGCCAGCACCAUCAAGUUCCCCCAGCUAUUGAGGUAUACUGCUAGGACUGUUUCCAUGAAUUAGCCUCCUCCAGAAAGUUUCUUGGUAAUCUGCAUUCACCGACAGUGUCUGGAACUGAGUUGUGUAUAGUUCUGUUCUCUAUACAAGGUGGUCUCUGUGCAUUGAAUCAGAAUCAUGGGAUUGUUUGAUAAGCUAGCAGGAUGGCUUGGUCUGAAGAAGAAGGAGGUUCAUGUUUUGUGCCUUGGGUUGGACAAUAGUGGCAAAACAACUAUCAUUAAUAAACUUAAACCUUCAAAUGCUCAAACUCAAGACAUAGUUCCAACAAUAGGAUUCAGUAUAGAAAAAUUCAAGACAUCCAGUUUGUCUUUCACAGUGUUUGACAUGUCAGGUCAAGGCAGAUACAGAAACCUGUGGGAACAUUACUACAAAGAAGGCCAGGCCAUUAUUUUUGUCAUUGAUAGCAGUGAUAAAUUAAGAAUGGUUGUGGCCAAAGAAGAACUUGACACCCUCCUGACUCAUCCAGAUAUCAAACACCGUAGAAUACCUAUCUUGUUCUUUGCUAACAAGAUGGACCUCAGGGAUGCAGUAUCAUCUGUGAAAGUCUCUCAGUUACUGUCUUUAGAGAACAUCAAAGAUAAACCAUGGCAUAUCUGUGCUAGUGAUGCGCUUAAAGGAGAAGGGUUACAAGAAGGUGUAGAUUGGCUCCAAGAUCAGAUCCAAGCAAUGAAGACAUGAGAGGCCAGUAAGAUAAAAGACCUGUCAUACAUUAACUUUGGCAGUGGAUGUACAAGCCCCUGGAACAGGAAGGAAGACCUAAAACAAACAAACAAACAAAACCUAUAUACAGUGCAUUCUGUUGGUUCCUUUCAUUAUCUUUUACAAGGGCCCAAGAUGAGUAAGCUUUUUAGAAAAUGUAGUGCAUCAGAUAUGUACAUACAUGAAUUAAAUUAAAUCUUUGCUAAGUCUGGAGAAAAUACUAAAAUUAAAAUAAGCAUCUGCAGUCAUUUAAGUUUUAUUGUGAAAUACAAUUUAAGCUUAUAAUACAUCAUUUAAAUAUCCAGUUUUUCGAAGUUACUAAUGAUUUCUGUGUGCCUGCAUAAUUUUUUGCAUGUCCAAACUUAAGAUACCUUUUAAAGAAGACUUUUUCAGAAUGUGGAUGUGCAGCAGUUCUUGAAAAGUAGGUCCCCAUAAGGUGUCUCAAGAAGGGCACUCAAAAUCAGUAGUCACUUCUGAAAAUCUUGUCUCCUGGUUUUAGCUUUUCAGAGUAUUUUUGUAACAUUGCAGGUUAAAAUGUGAUAUGUGUUUGUUAUAAAUGAUUGCAGAUGUUUUUAAGGAAUUGCUCAUAAUGUAAUGUAUGGUUAUGUUGUAAUGUAACAGCUGUACACACAUUUCUAUCAAUAAAAUAUAAGAUACACAACA